Messenger RNA from Aspergillus alliaceus, 1905 nucleotides. Its product is annotated as bZIP transcription factor. Gene Ontology annotation, molecular function: DNA-binding transcription factor activity. The record is from RefSeq and is a predicted model, not a curated record. Bases 121 to 1608 code for a protein of 495 amino acids. Lineage: Eukaryota; Fungi; Ascomycota; Eurotiomycetes; Eurotiales; Aspergillaceae. Gene Ontology annotation, biological process: regulation of DNA-templated transcription. The transcript has 3 exons.
CUAUCGUCAAUAAGAAUAUAUACCAGCAUCGCUUCCAUCUCCAUGAUUAUAUCACUAUAGAAAAGUUCCGCAGAUAUAUAAUCAACUCAACCGUUCGGACCACUGGACGAGGCGGUAACCAUGGCCGAUUAUCUGUUAUCACAAACUCUGUCGGCGCGGUAUUAUCAGCCCGAUCGGUUUCCGCACAUAUCGGAGACAACCGGUGCAAAACCGGGAUCGGAUGAUGGCCAUAAUCUCGAACAGAGAAGUACACCCGAGCCCUCGCAGUCGGCGAACCGAGUGAGAAAACGCGGUAGACCGAGAAUGUCCUCUGGCAAUACUUCUCCGAAUGACCGUCGGGCUCAGAUCCGAGCUGCACAGAGGACCUAUCGAUUAAAGAAGGAAGCCAUGUUUCAGGAUAUGAAAUCACGCGUGUCGGAGCUAGAAGAUAGCAUGAGCAGGAUAUCUGGCUCGCUUUCCAAAUUCUAUCAUAUGGCUAUCCAGUCUGAUCUUCAUCUCACUCACCCUUACCUGUUCCAGCAACUCAACAGCACUGUAUCGCAGGCGAAGAGCGAAGAUUCGCCAAAUGGGAGUCCACCGUCUACUGCAGAACUCCACCGUCUCGGACUAGCCACUCUAUCGUCGACAGGAGCAGCCGGCGAUGCGUUUACCUUUGGUUACACAAUGAACAUGAGUCCCCGGGCGAAUGGAAUGUUCUACAAGCAACCAGGAAAUGACCGCGUUCGAAUGUCACCUUCCAGAUACGCGCAACGUUCGUAUCUCGGCAAUCUCCCAAAGCAAGUCGAGAGGCCAAUGAACGGCAGUUCUGCCUUCACCUAUAGCUUCAACGAGUCAACAUUUGCCCGUCGGCUUCAUCGUCAAUGCAUAGAAUACGCCUAUCGAUUGUUUACCGAUCCUCGGACCGACCCACAGGACAUUUACCGUGUCUUCCGUCUCGUGUCGUGCAUCCGUCAAGAGGAUAAAAUGGCCCGCUACCUUGCCGCUCUCGUCCGCGCAGGGCCGAAAGACCCGUUGGAGCCAUCCAAGGCCCCCUUUUACUGCAUCGGUGGAGCGGGCACUCAUUAUCCUCAGGUGCAGGCUGAUGGGAAGCCCCUAUUUCCAGAAAACAUGCGACUUCCGGGUCGAAUCCUUAGCUCAAUGACAGGCAGCAUCCAGGGGAUGGAGAACAAACUUUCGCCAGAAAAGAGACAGGAGCUUCUUAAAUUGCACGGGCUCGAUGGCACCUGGCUCGAUUGUCGAGAUGUUCAGGGCUAUCUUGAGGAAAAGGGCUUCUGCCUUGAUGGUUCGCCGUGUCUUUUCGCUACUCCGGCAACUGAAAACCAGGAAAAUUAUCAGAAAACCGCUUAUGAUCUAUCAAAGGACAUACCCAUGGACAUAGGUGGCAAUCAAGAGCCUAAAUCGUCCCCGCUUCGGAAUAUCGAUGUUAACCCUGAGCGCACCUCAGGUUUGAAGGGCGGUGUAACAGGGCAAGGAUCUUGGGUCCUCAAUAUCGAGGAGUUUGUUCAAGCACUCUUGCAGAAAAUGGUUAUCCUGGGGCGAGCUCCGGGCUUCCGACUGACUGAUGUUGAAGCAGCAUUCAAAUCAGCAGCGACGGUAUCGUCAACUUAAGCCAUCUCGGCUUACUUUGCAACUACUGUACGAUUCCGAAUAGUCCGGAAUUUUCAUGAAGUUACGACCAAACUUUCUUUAUUUUUUCUUCUAAUCUCUUUCGGGUAUUUUCAUACUCAUGUCAAUAGUUUUUUCCCUUAAUACCCGUGGCGACAGACGAUAAUUGUUAAGGCAUGAAGGCGAGCUUUCUAUUUUAACCAUAUAAUUAUUCUUAUUCUAAUGCCAUGAUAUAUGGAUGGCUGAACGAAGAAAUGAAAACCACGAGAAUAGAGACUUAUCCUUCGUUUACGAUCUUCG